UUCAAGCAAUGUUUGCCGUUCAUGCGCUCACCUUUCGCUGCCACAGUUUGUCAUGAGGCCAAAGAGGCCAACGGUCUGCCCUGGUUGGAACGUUUCAACGAGACAAAAAUCAGCAAAACAAACAACUUAAUCCCCACGCGUUAUGUGGCACUUUCAUCUACAGGUGCAGCAGAGAAGGAACAGCUGAGGAACAACAAUGGUGACCAACAAGUGCUAACAUGGCCGUUCCCAACACGUAUGGGGUGAUCUUUGCUUGUGUCUGCGGAGUGAUCCUGGGCAUUGGUUUCUGUGCCAACCUGCUGGCUUUCUCCUUGUUUGCCAAGAAAAACACACUGCGUAAGAAUCGCCUGGACAUCCUUCUUCUCAGCAUGACCCUGGCUGAUUUCCUAACCCUCCUCCUCAUCCCCUUCACUCUGCACUCCGCUGUAAGUCACUCUUGGCCUCUGGGCGACAUCUCUUGCAAGGUCUACCAGUUCCUGCUGGCGUUCAGCCUGGCGGCGAGCACGUACUCUCUGUGCGCCGUUUCCAUGACUCGAGCCAUGAUCAUCACCAACCCGUACCAGCCUCCCACCAUGGACCUGGUCAUCCUCAUGUUUGUCUUGGUCUGGGCCCUGAGUUUCUUCAUCAGCCUGCCUCUGCGAAUGUUUGCCACCAAGGAAAGUCUGAACCCGAGCCUGGCAAACUUCAGCUUCUGUCUUCCAACCAUUCAUGAGCACCACUACCAAGUGGUCAUAAGCCAGUUCGUGCUUUAUUACUUUAUUCCAAUGCUGGUCAUCGCCUUCAACUACGUUCGCCUGGCACUCUUUCUCCACAAGAGCCCCGUAAUGUCGGUGUCCAGUGCCAGGAACACCCGUAGAGCCUCUGUCUUGGUGUUUUUGGCUGCUGCUACUUUCUCCGUAUGCUGGCUGCCUGGAUAUGUGCUGGAGCUGUGCGUGUACCUGGGACUGUACCGCCACGGACGGGCUUGGGAGACGUUUUACUUCAUUUGCACCAUGCUGCAGUACCUGCACCCCUGCAUCAACCCGGUGCUCUAUGUGCUGCUGUCCAAACGCUACCACCACAGGAGGGCAGCCUGGCUCUUCAGCUGCAGCAGGAACAGAGUGCAGCCGCAGGUCACCAGCGUCACCACGGACAGCUUCUGAUGGCAGACACGUGUCGCACCAUGGUUAUGCUCAUGUUCGUGUUUUCUGUUUUGUAAUACAGUUUCAGAAACUGCUAUUAUUAUCCAAAAAAAAAAAAAAAAAAGUCAACAACGAGAGGUUGGUUUGAAGACUGGAUGUGGUGCAAAAAAUCUUUAGCAAUGAUCAGCCUCCUAAAGUUUUUGAUUUGAAGCAUUGCGUAAAGAUAUACACACUUAGAAGGACAAUGAUGGACAUCGAGUUACAUUUGUUUCACAUCAGAAGACUUCUCAUAUCUCUUUAGUAAAUGUUGUUCCGUUUCGCGUUUUUUAAAUCAUGCUGUUCCCUGAGUUUUCACAACAACAUGGCAUGCAUUAUGAUGCCUUGCUCUUAUUUUCUGAAUCAGCUCUUAUUGCUGAAUCUUACGAUGUCAAUGACAGGGAAAAUAUAUCGCUGGUUCCUUUUAUAGGCACCCCUCAAAUAUGUGUAAAAAAUGUUAGUCUUUUAUUAGAGUGGCAUAAUUUGAUACUAUUGCCAAUACUUUGCAUUUCUCCCUUUUGUCAACAGGACAGCACUCAGCCUUCUGCUUUAACAUUUCACAAUAAUUCUUCUCACAGUACUUCAGAGUCCUUAGUCCUCUCCUGCACGCUCUUCUCUUCAGCUAAAUAUGCAGGUCUUUUUUUUAUAUUCAGGUCUUUGUUUAGUGUCCGGUGAACCAAGUCUGUGCUUUAGAGCAUUAUUCUGUUAAAAGAACCCAGUUGUGACCCAUUUUCAGGUUUCUUUCACCAAAUUUUUGUUUAAAACUGUUCUGGUAUUUCUAAAUGUUCAUGAUGCAACACACUCUAGCAAAUUUCCCAGGACCUUUGCCUGAGAAACAGGCCCGCAGCAUCACAGGCCCUCCACCAUACUUGACUGAGAAUAUGAGGUAUUUUUCUAGCUAUCCAUCCUGUGUUUCACACCAACCCGGCCUGCAGGUUUAGUUGCUGAAAAUAAUCUGUCUUGUCUCAACAAAGAGCAUGGAGCCUGUAAAAGUGCUAGUAGAAUUUAGCAAACUCUACAUGUUUAUGUUUGUGGUGGUAGGACAGAAAAAGGUUUUUACCUGACGUGCCUCCAAAACAAGAUAUGGAAAUAUUUACAUAUUUAUAACAGAAAGUUGU
Messenger RNA from Xiphophorus couchianus (Monterrey platyfish), 2275 nucleotides. RefSeq names its product galanin receptor type 2. Bases 219 to 1142 code for a protein of 307 amino acids. Gene Ontology annotation, cellular component: plasma membrane. Gene Ontology annotation, biological process: G protein-coupled receptor signaling pathway. Gene Ontology annotation, molecular function: neuropeptide receptor activity. NCBI's taxonomy places the organism in Eukaryota, Metazoa, Chordata, Actinopteri, Cyprinodontiformes, Poeciliidae. The transcript has 2 exons. The record is from RefSeq and is a predicted model, not a curated record.